AUGCUAAACGACAUUUUAGUUGAGGUUGCAGAAAAAACCCAGUUACUGGAAUCCCUGAUCAUACCUCAUGAGAGAGCACUCACUGAGUCGGAUUACUCUGAUCAGUUAGAAAACAUAAGGGCUGAAAUCUCAGCGACUCUCAAUAGUUUAAGCAAUCUGAAUGAUUUACUCAUAUCUCAUGAUGGGCCGUUACGAACAGAAAUCUCAUCGUUAAUGGCAAGCAAAUCCAAGUUGAAGAAGAUCAACAUGAAAGAACUUACACUUCUCAACGAACAAGAGACGUUGGAGACUCUUCGUAACGAUUCUUCAAAUUUGGAGUCAUCAAGGCCAGGAUUCACCACGCAGCAGCAGCAAUCUAUUACAAUAGCUUCAUCUUACCGCCAUGAACUUCAGAAAUACCUAGACUUGGUCGAUGUGGAGAAAACCUCGCUCAACACCAACAAACUGGCCGAUAAUUCGAAAAUAUCUAAAGAGGAUGUAGAAAACUCCGAUUUCAAUUUCAAUCUGAAACGUUACGAAAAGCAGCAGUCGAUAUUACAUAGCGCUCUGACAGUCAAUGAGAUAGAGAUAAAGAAAUUAGAAACACUGCUGAAAGAAUUUAGAAAGGAUAAUAACUUCAUCAGAGAUGAAUUAAAGCUGAUAAAUAGUAAUCUUAAAUCACACGAGGAUUUAAUUAGUGAUGAACUAAAGCAAAUCGAUGAAUCCCGUUAUGCUAUUAUGCAAUCAAUUGGCUAUAGUGGCAGGAAUGAACAACAGUCGUCCAUAUUAGAUAGCAUUGUGAAAUUAUCAAUAAAAAAGCCUGAUAUUCGCACACUAAUCCAGGAAAGGAUCGAAGAGUAUUCAAACCUAUUGAAUUUCAUUGAUAUGAAGUUAAAUGGACUAGAUCAAAUGCUACAAGAAUAUAAAUCAAGGAAAUCUGAAUGGGCAGAAAAAAGUAUCCUUUGGAGCCAAUGUCUUGCGCUAAUAUCAGAAUUGGAGGUUACAGUUAGGGAUCAAUUAUCUUCAGCACAUACUGUAGGCUCAGAAAUUAGUCCUGACCAAAUUAAAGCACAAAUAAAAAAAUUCUUAACCAAGCUUAACAAAUUAUUAGACGAAUCCGAUUUAGAGGAUGUUGUAUAUUCCCUGGUUAGAAAUGAAGUUAACAGUUUGAAUGUGGCCCUUGAUGAAAUGAAUCAAAUGCCUCAAAUCAAAAAUGAUAUCUCUGAUAGAGAAAGCAUUCAUAAUCCCUCAUUCAAACUAAUCAGCAAAUCACCACCCAAAACUGGAUUUAGCAGCGAGAAUGUAAGUUAUAAGCUGAACAACACAAAUAUAAAGAAAGAUUAA
Nakaseomyces glabratus is the source of this 1323-nucleotide messenger RNA. RefSeq names its product Atg23p (gene ATG23). The record is from RefSeq and is a predicted model, not a curated record. Lineage: Eukaryota; Fungi; Ascomycota; Saccharomycetes; Saccharomycetales; Saccharomycetaceae.